GGCGGGCCGGUCCCUCGCGGCCGCCAUGGCGUUGCCGCCGCGCUGAGCCGCUCCCCCGCCAUGGCCGGGGCCAUCGCGUCCCGCAUGAGCUUCAGCUCACUUAAAAGGAAGCAGCCCAAGACCUUCACGGUGCGCAUCGCCACUAUGGACGCCGAGAUGGAGUUCAGCUGCGAGGUGAAGUGGAAGGGGAAGGACCUGUUUGAUCUGGUGUGCAGGACGCUGGGACUGCGAGAAACCUGGUUCUUCGGGCUCCAGUACACUAUCAAGGAUACAGUGGCGUGGCUUAAAAUGGACAAGAAGGUUCUGGAUCACGAUGUUCCGACAGAGGAGCCUGUCACCUUUCACUUCCUGGCCAAAUUUUAUCCUGAGAACGCCGAGGAGGAACUGGUCCAGGAAAUCACCCAGCACUUGUUCUUCCUGCAGGUGAAGAAGCAGAUUUUGGACGAGAAGAUCUACUGUCCUCCUGAAGCUUCUGUCCUGCUGGCCUCCUACGCCGUCCAGGCCAAGUACGGCGAUUACGAUCCUAAUGUCCACAAGCGAGGCUUCUUGGCGCAAGAGGAGCUGCUUCCAAAGCGGGUAAUAAACUUGUAUCAGAUGACUCCGGAGAUGUGGGAGGAAAGGAUAACAGCCUGGUAUGCAGAGCACCGAGGCAGAGCGCGAGAUGAAGCGGAAAUGGAGUAUUUGAAGAUAGCUCAGGACUUGGAGAUGUAUGGAGUGAACUACUUUGCGAUUAGGAAUAAAAAGGGCACCGAGCUGCUCCUCGGAGUCGAUGCCUUGGGGCUUCACAUUUAUGACCCGGACAACAGGUUGACCCCUAAAAUCUCCUUUCCAUGGAAUGAGAUCCGGAAUAUCUCUUACAGCGAUAAAGAGUUUACGAUUAAGCCAUUGGACAAAAAGAUUGAUGUUUUUAAAUUCAAUUCAUCAAAGCUGCGUGUGAAUAAGCUGAUCCUUCAGCUCUGUAUUGGAAACCACGACCUCUUCAUGAGGAGGAGGAAGGCAGACUCGUUGGAGGUCCAGCAGAUGAAGGCACAGGCCAGGGAGGAGAAAGCCAGGAAGCAGAUGGAACGGCAGCGCCUGGCCCGAGAGAAGCAAAUGAGGGAAGAGGCUGAGAGAACGAGGGAUGAGCUGGAGAGAAGGUUGAUGCAAUUAAAGGAAGAGGCAACGAUGGCCAACGAAGCUCUGAUGAGGUCUGAAGAGACAGCAGACUUGCUGGCUGAGAAGGCUCAGAUCACUGAGGAGGAGGCCAAGCUCCUGGCUCAGAAAGCAGCUGAAGCUGAACAGGAGAUGCAGCGAAUUAAAGCCACGGCCAUCCGGACGGAGGAGGAGAAGCGGCUGAUGGAACAGAAGGUGCUAGAGGCAGAGAUGUUGGCACUGAAAAUGGCGGAGGAGUCGGAGAGGAGGGCGAAGGAAGCUGACCAGCUAAAGCAAGACCUUCAGGAGGCUCGCGAGUCUGAGCGGAGAGCGAAGCAGAAGCUCUUGGAGAUCACCAGCAAGUCAUCCUACACACAGUCCAUAAACUCGAGUACGACGGCGCUGCCUACCGACCUGCCAAGCUUCAACCUCAUCAGCGAGAGCUUGUCCUUUGACUUCAAGGAUACGGACAUGAAGAGGCUUUCAAUGGAAAUCGAGAAAGAGAAGGUUGAGUACAUGGAGAAAAGCAAGCACCUGCAGGAGCAGCUGAAUGAGCUGAAGACAGAAAUUGAGGCACUGAAGCUAAAGGAGAGAGAGACAGCUCUGGAUAUAUUGCACAACGAGAACGCCAGCCGAGGCAACAGCAAGCACAACACUAUUAAAAAGCCUCAAGCCCAGGGCAGAAGACCUAUCUGCAUUUGAGACUUCAAACUGCCCCUCUGCUCUCUUGCAGCUCACCCUCCAGAGCACCAAGUCCCGCGUGGCCUUCUUCGAGGAGCUCUAGGAAGCGACAGCCGCUCCGCACCGCUGCUGCCCGCCGUGCCCAAGCCGGGGCUGGGGAGCCGGGCAUCGCUCCCCACCAACCUCUACACACCGACGGACUCAGGUCCCAGCUGCCCACGGAUGUUCUGUGAUGUUCUCUAGCUUAGUGUCCCUUCAUCCUUUUAUUUUUAGCCUUUUUCUUAUCUCCUAGCGUAGUUUUGUGGCUUGGCCCUCCACGCUCUCCGCUGGGCUCGGGGCUGCGGUGCCCAGCCUGGCAGCCAGCAGAGGAGCGUGCCGAAGGGUCUCCCCUGCCAGGGAUGCCGUCCUUCUUGCGCCAGCGGCGUGCCGCCCGGAGCCCACCGGCGGUGCCUGGAGCUCCAUUAGGAACACAGAGCAUGUUCCAGUAGAGUGCUGUAAAUCAGGGGUUGUCGCGCCGGCUCUCCUGGCGGAGGUGGGAGGCAGGGAGCAGGAUGGCAGCAGCCGCGGGGAACCCCCGGCUGCGGGGAUGAGGGAAGGGAGGCAGGAGCGAGAGGUGGGCAGGAAGGUCCCCUCCUCCUCCUCCUCCUCCUCCUCUCCGCAGGGAUAAGGAGCGUUACAGCUAGUGCCAACCAAAUGGAACCUUUUUAUCCUGCAAACUGUGACAGAGCUGCAGCUCGAGGCUUUCGGGGGGCUCAGGGCUGGGCUGUCGCUGGGUGCCCAAGUCCAGCACCCCAUAUGGGGUCUCCCAGCUCCUCCAGACCUCCCAGGGGAUGUCGCUGUCCCCGAGCUGCCGUGUGCUGCCAGGCGACCUCCUGCCUGUCCUCAAUCGGGUGCCUUCGCUCACAGCCCCCUGGCAGUGGCCGCAGGGGGGACGGGGAUGCCCUGACCUUUCUUUCGUAUCUCUGUCCCUCUGCUCGGGGAAAAACCUCCCUUCAGCUGCAAUUUUUAACGGAGCUGGUGCUGCCCUGAGCAUCCCCUGGGCACCCCAAUUCCUCCCCUCCCUGCCCGGCAGCCGUGCCGCAGUCGGCCGGAGGGUCAGCCCAGGGCUCAGCGCACAGCAGAUCGCGUCCUAAAGACUUUUUAUUUAAACCAGAUCGACUCGCCGCGUGUGGCUGCGAUUCGGCUGGCUGCAACCUGGCACUGCCGGUGUCCCACUCCCCCCGGACUGUUGUACUCAGAAGAAAUCACCGUAUUCUCGUUUGUUUUAAUAAAAAUUCAAAGCACUAGGAGGGGCAGUUGGGGCUUCCUCGGUCUUUUUCUUUAGGAACAACCUCACUGAGCCCUUUGCUGCUGCAGUUAAAGGCAAGGAGAGGGUUUUAUGGGAUUCCAGAUCCCUCCGGCAGCUCCCAGCAGGGCUGUGGUGGCUUCCACCUCCCUGUCACACUGGGGGUCCCACUGUCCCUAGUCCCUUGGGGCUCCUCCAGCCCUGCUUGCACCUGGGUGCAAACCCUCCCGAGGUUUGGGGUGUCGUGGUGGGGGCUGAGCCCCGUGUGUGCCAUCCCUGGGGCUCUGCUCGAUGCCACCUGAGCUCGGCA
Molecule: messenger RNA, 3407 nt
Organism: Cuculus canorus (common cuckoo)
Lineage: Eukaryota; Metazoa; Chordata; Aves; Cuculiformes; Cuculidae
Gene: NF2
Product: NF2, moesin-ezrin-radixin like (MERLIN) tumor suppressor
Exons: 17
Coding region: 61-1833 (590 amino acids)
Biological process (GO): regulation of cell shape; regulation of gliogenesis; positive regulation of early endosome to late endosome transport
Cellular component (GO): cytoskeleton; adherens junction; plasma membrane
Molecular function (GO): actin binding; cell adhesion molecule binding
Source: RefSeq, a predicted model, not a curated record